Molecule: messenger RNA, 1826 nt
Organism: Megalobrama amblycephala (Wuchang bream)
Lineage: Eukaryota; Metazoa; Chordata; Actinopteri; Cypriniformes; Xenocyprididae
Gene: srsf6b
Product: serine and arginine rich splicing factor 6b
Exons: 6
Coding region: 117-1229 (370 amino acids)
Biological process (GO): mRNA splice site recognition; alternative mRNA splicing, via spliceosome
Cellular component (GO): cytoplasm; ribonucleoprotein complex; nucleus
Molecular function (GO): mRNA binding
Source: RefSeq, a predicted model, not a curated record
GUAGAGACGCCGGAAGUGACGCCGCUAUAACCGCUAGGUGGCCAUUCCGAGCAGACCGAUAGCGCUUAAAGCUACGGGGUUUCGUGUGUUUGACUCUUAUUUAUUGAGCAUUAAUCAUGCCGCGGGUGUACGUCGGCAGACUGAGCUAUCAUGUGCGGGAGAAGGACAUCCAGAGGUUUUUCAGCGGGUACGGGAAGCUUCUGGAGAUCGAUCUGAAGAACGGGUACGGGUUCGUGGAGUUCGAAGACACCCGCGACGCAGAUGACGCGGUGUACGAGCUGAACGGUAAAGACCUGUGCGGGGAGCGUGUGAUCGUGGAGCACGCCCGAGGGCCGCGGCGGGACCGAGAUGGAUACGGUGGGGGUUAUGGGGGCGGCGGGCGCAGCAGUAGUGGUUAUAGCAGCAGGAGCCGAAGCGGAAGAGACAAAUAUGGGCCUCCGGUUCGCACCGAGUACCGUCUGAUCGUGGAGAACCUGUCCAGUCGCUGCAGCUGGCAGGACCUCAAGGACUUCAUGCGUCAGGCCGGAGAGGUGACCUACGCCGACGCCCACAAAGAACGGACCAAUGAGGGCGUGAUUGAGUUUCGCUCCUACUCCGAUAUGAAGAGAGCUAUUGACAAGUUGGAUGGCACCGAUAUUAAUGGAAGAAAAAUCCGUCUGGUGGAGGACAAGCCCAGACGCCGCCGUUCCUACUCUGGGAGCAGGUCCAGGUCUCGUAGCAGACGCCGUUCUCGCAGCAGGAGCCGCAGGAGUUCCCGGAGCCAUUCCCGCUCCAGAUCUCGGUCAAGGUCCCGCAGCAAGCGCCGCUCCCGCUCCAGGUCCGGUCGCAAGUCCCGCUCCAGGUCCGGGAGGAAGUCUCACUCCAAGUCCCCGACAAAGUCCCGCUCCAGAAAGUCCAAGUCUCGGUCCCGCUCGCGCACGCAGAAGUCCCGCUCUCGCUCCGAUGCGCGCAAAUCUCGUUCCAAGAGUCGCUCCAAGAGCCGCUCCAAAGCGAAGUCGGAGAGAGAUUCCAGAAGCCGCUCCAAGGAGAAGUCUGUGAGUAAGAAAUCCCGAAGCCGCUCCGCCUCGCCGAGGGAGAACGGAGACGGAGAGAGGGCCAAGUCCGCCUCUCGUUCGCCGUCCCCGAAAGAGAAUCGCCGUCAGUCGGAGUCGCCCGGCAAACGCUCUGCGUCUCGCUCUCCGUCUCGAUCAAAGUCUCGUUCCCGCUCCAGGUCUGCGUCUCAAGACUAGUCUCUGAUUGGAUCUCACAGCAGGAACAUCUGAUGCAGUUCAGUGUUUAAUUGAUCAUUCACAGCCUAUGAACACUCACCAGACGCUCGAGAGGCUGCGCCCAGUGUAGUAUUGAUUCACGUGCCGUUUUCAACAUUGCAUGAAAACACAUUUGCAUACAGAGGGUUUUUCUCCCCACGUGAGGCGUCAAAUCAGAAUUUGUAAUAUUUUGUGCUUGUAAGCAUUGUUCGGGUCAUUGGUUGUUCUUCUUGCUUUAGUAUGAGACGUCUUUAAGAGGCUCUUGUCAUGUUUGAGGAUGCGCAUCUGUCCACACAUGUGAUCGUUGAGUGUCCGGCGGAGCGUCCUCACUGUAGAGUAACUCAUUCCUGUCUCUCGCUGAUGAUUUUUCUUUUUUUUUUUUUUUUUUUUUUUUUUUUUCCCCUGGAAGCUUUUGUUUCUGUUAGUGCUUUUGCUCAUCUUGAAAUGACUUUGAAUUUUUGUUUUUGUUUACAAAAAGUUGAAUGCAUCACUUGCGGUGUGAUUUCUGUGAUUGAUCUCAUUUUUAAAUGGAUUUUUGGAUAUUUUCAAGUGUUUUAGUUAAAUAAACAUUUAAUUGGU